This is a messenger RNA of Meyerozyma guilliermondii ATCC 6260, 1722 nucleotides long. Its product is annotated as serine/threonine protein kinase. The transcript has a single exon. Gene Ontology annotation, molecular function: ATP binding; protein serine/threonine kinase activity. Gene Ontology annotation, biological process: intracellular signal transduction; protein phosphorylation. Lineage: Eukaryota; Fungi; Ascomycota; Pichiomycetes; Serinales; Debaryomycetaceae. The coding region runs from base 1 to 1722 and encodes 573 amino acids. Gene Ontology annotation, cellular component: cell cortex. The record is from RefSeq and is a predicted model, not a curated record.
AUGACCGGCCAAAGCCCAACUCCAGAUGAUGUCCAAGGAAUCUACAGGAAACCACCACCUCCUGCACGAAGGCUGUCACCUUUUGGACUUUCAGUGUUGAUUUCGCUGCAACAACAAGCCCAAAACUCGUCACAAAAUGAACAACUAAAUGAAGGCCUAGAUGACCCAAUUGACUUCCUGGGCCCUGGUUCCGGCCUGGGUCCCGAUACUCCCACCGCAGCCACGUUUGAUCGAAUCACAAAACUUCCUACUCCUAUCAUAAAACAGGGUCUGUUUUCAUCUACGUUUUCAGGCCAUUCCAAUAUUUUAUCGUCAAGUCCCGGGACUGUCACGUCAACCAGCCCAUCCACGCUGUCGCCCGUGUACGAGGAGAGCAAUAUGAACCCAUUGAGUCGAGAAACAAAGAACUUUAGAGCGAUCUCGGAGUACAAACCAACGGGUUUGGUGCGUAAGAGCCUGCUCUUGGAAGGGUCUCUGGCAGCCCAGCCACUGGUAUUCACUAAUCAGCGUGUAGUUAGCACGCCCAUGGCUUCCACAGGCACAGAAGCCACGCCGCCUCCAAAAGAUGGGACUGAAAACGACGAUAAAUCGUUGCAAAAUCAACCACCCAAAUCUCGCUCCGGCGAUGUGUACGUGGCUCCUCAUAACGGUGCCCGCUACAUCUACCAGAAAGAUAUUGGCAGCGGCACUUUCAGUACUGUGGUGUUGGCUAUCAAUGCCGAAAAUUCCCACGAUUGUGCUGCCGUGAAAAUCGUCCAUGUACCUCUCACAUCCGAAAGAGAAACCUUCAACUUUAAAGCGGUGAUUCGCCGUGAACUCAACGCCUUAAACUCAAUUCAUCAUCCUUGCAUAGUUGGUCUUUUAGAUUACUCAGUGUCGGUUCCACUCCAACUGGGAUCUGGCGACGACGGCGAUCUGGACCCAGACCUCGAUCUAGCCGGCGCUCCAAUUUCCGCCUCGGCCAUUACCCUGGUUUACAACGCAGUCCGCGAGAACAGCGAGCAGCUCUUGUUCCUCACAUACAGCCGAGGAGGUAAUUUGUACCAAAUGCAGCACCAGCACCGGACAUCGCAGGCUCGCAGCGUCGAAUACUGGACGGUCAUUCGCAGAAUUGUCGCCGAAUUAAUAUGCGCUGUGGCCCACCUUCACUCGCACGAUAUUGUCCACAGAGAUAUCAAGCUCGAAAACAUAUUGGUUAAUUUUCCUUACCAAGAAUUGAUGUCUGAAACUUGUACCAACGACAGCUUCACCAACUUGACUGAUUUCGGACUUUCUCGUCGUUUGCGGUACUCCGGUGAAUUCCUUACCACCCGGUGUGGCUCCCAGGACUACGUAUCGCCGGAACUUCUUCUCGGAAUCCCCUAUGACGGAAAACUCACCGACUCAUGGGCCGUCGGAGUGGUGAUAUAUGCGCUCUUGGAAAACCGACUUCCGUUUGAUGUGCCGCCCAAUAUUGCUCCGCAAAACGGAAUCUCGCCGCUGGUGUUGAAGCGGCGCCGAAACAAGAAUACUGCAGCCCAUCGAAUCGCCAUGCUUAGUUGGGACUGGUAUACUGUGCUCGAAAUGGUAUCUGACGACCAUAUACCUGGUGCUGCAAAAAACAUAAUUGCCGAGCUCAGAGAGAUUGUAGAGCAGCUCCUUGUCCGUAAGGACCGGCGUGUGGUUGUUUCCGAUCUCCUUGGCUGCCCAAUUAUGGACUGUGUACCUCCAAGCUGGCGAUAG